Messenger RNA from Chenopodium quinoa (quinoa), 1673 nucleotides. Its product is annotated as ethylene-responsive transcription factor ERF043-like. The record is from RefSeq and is a predicted model, not a curated record. The coding region runs from base 368 to 1267 and encodes 299 amino acids. Gene Ontology annotation, molecular function: DNA binding; DNA-binding transcription factor activity. Gene Ontology annotation, biological process: regulation of DNA-templated transcription. NCBI's taxonomy places the organism in Eukaryota, Viridiplantae, Streptophyta, Magnoliopsida, Caryophyllales, Amaranthaceae. The transcript has a single exon.
AUAAACCAUAGUUUUCAGUAUGAAAAGAUAUCUAAGAAUAUUUUAUACGUAUUUGUACAGUCAAGCAUCAAUCAAGCUUUUAUACAUCAAUCAAAUAUGCCACAUGGGGUAUCACAACUAGCUCCUCUUAACUGUAUACACCUCUAAUUUUGCCAAAAGUAUGGGCCCCACUUCCCUUUUCUUCCCACUUCCUUAAAUUCUUUUCUUUGGAGUACAUUUUAUUUUUUUUACAUCAUCAUUUUUUUUUAAUUAUAUAUAUACCCCCUUCUUCUUUUAUUUCCUCACAAUCAUGUAACAAAAUAAAUACUACACACACUCUCUAAACUUUCUUCUUAUUUUCUUUUCUUUUCUUUCUUUCCCUCCCAUCAUGGAAACACAUCUACAAAAUGAAUCUCUAGACAAUUUCUUCCAUUCUCUAUCAAAAUCUUCAUCUAUCACUUCUACCACGGCCUCUACCUCGACCUCUACCUCUUCAUCCUCUGUAUCGUCUUCUAAUAACCCUUUUUCAGGUAUUGAUAAAAAGUCGAAAACCAUCAAGAAUGGGUCCAAGAGAAUAAGAUUGGACCCGAAGGAGAAUAAUGAGGCCUCUAUUAAUAAAAAACUCGUGAAUGAUAAUGAUAAUGAUAACGAUAAUGAUAUUCGUCACCAAAAGGAUGAACAUCUAAUGUAUAGGGGUGUACGAAAGAGAAGUUGGGGUAAAUGGGUGUCCGAAAUAAGAGAGCCAAGGAAAAAGUCAAGAAUAUGGCUUGGAACUUACCCUACGGCUGAGAUGGCGGCUCGAGCUCAUGACGUGGCGGCUUUAGCCAUCAAGGGUGAAAAUGCAUUCCUUAACUUCCCUCAACUUGCACAUUUACUACCUCGUCCUGCCUCCACGUGUCCUAAAGACAUACAAGCCGCGGCUGCUAAGGCGGCUGAAGCCGAGCUGAGCCGACCUCUAGCUAGCAGCUCAUCAAGCUCAUCAACAACCACCAAUCUUAGCUCUUCUUCAUCAGAAGAAGCUAAUAACAUUGAAUGGUCUAGUUCUGUGGGACCCACUACAGACCAUGAUGAUCAUGAUCAUCAUGGUCAUGGACAUGGACAUAAUGUUGAUGAUGAUGAGUCAUUGUUUGACUUGCCUGACCUUGUAAUUGAAGGUAAAACUACUCAAAGAAUUGGAGGGUAUUAUUGUCAUUCUACAUGGCAAUUAGCCCAAGGAGAAUCCAUGAUAUUUGGGCUUGAUGAUGAUCAACACCCUAAUUAUUUAUGGAUGGGUUUACUAGAAAAAUAGAUAAUUUAAGUCUAAAAUUUCCCCCUUUUUUUUUGUAGUUAAUUAUAAUAUAUAGUUUAGUUUCAUACAAAUUCAUUCAUUACAUUAUUACAAAAACAUAUAUAUAGUCAUAUAUUAGCUUCAAAUUGUUCAUGAAGGUCAAUAGUCAACAUAUAAGAGAAAGGAGAGUAAAAAAAAAAGGUUUGUUUUGCAUUUACAAAUUUCUUCAUUUUUUUAAAGGUUUGAUUUUUUUGGUUUGUAGCUUGUUGGUUACAUUUCAUUUUGUGCAUAAUUACAUGAGGUGAGAUGUGGGAUAUCAAAUUUUGGGUCCCUCUCGGCUUCCCCACCUUUUUUGCAAGGUAAUGAAAUUAUACAACACAUACAUUAUUAUAUACAUUAUUAUAUAUCAUAAUUAAUUUUGUUUUUA